AUGGAGUUUGGGAGCCCAUCAUUACGGAUGAAGCACCAUGAGAAUACGGUAUGGAAGGUGGAGGAAUCGAGUACGAAGACAUUUGGGAUGACAUUUGUUGUGGAGAUGCAGGAGACAUUGGCAUUGAAGAGAGCAUUGGAGCCAUUGAUGAGAAGUCCAAUAAAUACUCCAUGUUCAAAAGGAGUCGCCCAGUUGGCUGUAAUUGAUCCAGCUAACGGAAAAGUGGCUGAGAAUGCCAUUCCUUGGAAGAUACGGGCAGUCACGAACCAUCCGUAUCCCAGAGUACUGGCAAGAGGUACCAACCCAGUGGAGACUGAAAAAUGGCUCUUUUGGAAAGGUCGAGACAUGGGAUUUUUGUGGAAAACUGCAAAACUCGGAUUAAAAGUCGGAUUGGUCGCCGGCGCCGUCAAAUUGUCUAUCGAUAAUGAUAUUUGGUCGACUAACAACGUUAAGGGAAGCGAAUUGUAUCAGAAGCUGAAAAAGUACAUUCUUCCGGGUACCGUCGUCUUUCCACAACAACUUCCAACUGUUGAGGAUGUUCAACUGAAAGCUGGUGGAACAUGGAAUAAUGCCGUUGAUUCGGUCUUCACAACCAUCGAAAAUGUUCCUUCCAGUGUGAAUACAGUGGCAAAUCGACUCAUCAAUAACAAAUAA
Molecule: messenger RNA, 654 nt
Organism: Caenorhabditis remanei
Lineage: Eukaryota; Metazoa; Nematoda; Chromadorea; Rhabditida; Rhabditidae
Exons: 5
Coding region: 1-654 (217 amino acids)
Biological process (GO): cristae formation
Cellular component (GO): MICOS complex; mitochondrial crista junction
Source: RefSeq, a predicted model, not a curated record